This is a messenger RNA of Cottoperca gobio, 452 nucleotides long. RefSeq names its product coiled-coil and C2 domain-containing protein 2A-like. NCBI's taxonomy places the organism in Eukaryota, Metazoa, Chordata, Actinopteri, Perciformes, Bovichtidae. The coding region runs from base 1 to 432 and encodes 143 amino acids. The record is from RefSeq and is a predicted model, not a curated record. Gene Ontology annotation, biological process: protein localization to ciliary transition zone; non-motile cilium assembly. Gene Ontology annotation, cellular component: ciliary transition zone. The transcript is spliced from 5 exons.
AUGACGAUGAGCUUUGACACGACUAAAGCCAAACUGUGGAAGCCGUUCUUCUCCAGAUCCUUCUCUCACCCCGGGGCUGUCGAGCGUGCAGUUGUUUGCCAGAGGAGCUGGUUGUAUCGGCGCACGGACAGAGCGGCGGCCGCGGAGCUUCAGGACCGAAUCGAGAAGAUCCUGAAGGAGAAGAUGACGGAGUGGCGCCCGCGUCACCCGACCCGCUGGAACCGCUUCUGCACCACCACGCUGAAGCAGUUCCUGCCCAAACUGGAGCUGAGCGGCGGGGCGGGACGUGGCGGAGGGUCACCGCCACGAGCUGCAAAGCCUGCUGGGAGACAACAGGAUCUCAGGGUUCCCUCUGCACCUGCCCUUCUCAGAGGUCCGGCCCAUCGUGGAGGCCGUGUUCAGCACCGGAGUCCACAACGUUCAGGCUUCUAACGUGGAGUUCGCCCUGGCCG